CAGAAACCUCCACUGACAGAGAAGUGGAGAAGUCUUCGUAGGGGAGACUAACCAAAGAGGAAAACUUGGACACUUUUUUUUAGGAAAACAGUAAAAGUUUGGGAGAAAGAUCCAACAUGGCAGUUGCCAGCAUGGCCAUGCCUGGCUCCGCAGCAGGCCCCACGCUGGGUUUUGAUGACUACAGUCUCUACAGCAACCUGUCAGAUGAUGAGCUGAUGCAGCUGGCUAUCGAACGCAGCCUCAGUGAGACCCACGAUGCCACUGCACCGGGUGAAGCCAGCAACACCACCACAGCUCUAGGAAGAAGAACAGGGCAGUAUAGGGCAAAUCCACCCCCAACCAGACUGAACCCACCAAAUCCACCAAGGCAGGAAUCAAGCCAUAGGCCGCCUACUGCCAAACCAACUGACGCAGAAGAGGACACUAUUGUGAAAGCCAUCCUGAAUGGUGAUGUGACUACGUUACGAGCUAUGGCUAAAGACACCGGGAAUAACAUACUGCGGCCUGACAAGUAUGGAUGGAUCCCGCUGCACGAGGCUGCAUAUUAUGGCCAAGACCAGUGUGUCAGGGUUCUUCUUGGGGCUCAACCUGGAAUGAUUAACAAAUGCGACCUGAAAGGCCAGACUGCUCUUAUCUUGGCGGUGGGCAGGGAAAGGGUGGCCUGUGUAAAGGCACUUCUGGAGAAAGGGGCAGACCCAGAACUCGCCACAAAGGAGAGAGAGACCCCCCUCUACAAAGCUUGUGAAAAGGAGAAUGCUGAGAUUGUGGCCAUGCUUCUGAAUCACGGUGCUGUGGUGAACAAACACUGCAUCCAGGGCUGGACGGCUCUCCAGGAGGCUGUGAGCCGCAACAGUGUGGAGAUAUGUGAGAUGUUGCUCAAGGCCGGGGCUAAGCUCAGCCCAACCAACAUGUACGGUAUCACGCCCCUGUUUACUGCAGCGCAGAGUGGAUGCGUGGAAACACUUCGAUUUCUCAUUAAACACGGUGCUGAUAUCAACAGCGAGGCCAGCGAUGGGGCCACAGCUCUGUAUGAGGCGGCUAAGAAUGGCCAUGAAGACAUUGUGAAGCUUCUUCUUUCUCAGAAUGCUGAUGCCAACAAAGCGGGCAAGAAAGGACUUCUGCCACUACAUAUCGCUGCCCAACGAGGAACUGAUGGAAAAACCCUGCUGACCUAUGACUUCUACAAUUAUGACAAGUCAGUUAAUAUCGUGUCAUUGCUGAUCAAAGCCACCAGCAAGUCCAGAGUGAAUCGCAGUGGCAUCAGUCCCCUCCAUCUUGCCGCCGAGUGCAACAGGGAUGAAGUCCUGGAGGUCCUAAUCGAGGCCGGCUACGAUGUCAAUGCCAUGCUGUCAGAGGACCGCUCCAAGAUGUACGAGGAUCAUCGCAGCACAAUUCUAUACUUUGCCGUCGCCAACGGCAAUGUGGAAGCGACCACCAUGCUUCUAGAAGCCGGUGCCAACCCCAACCUAGACACCUUCAACACGCUACUGGUGGCCGUGAGGCAGGGUAGUAUCGAAUUGGUCACUUUGCUGGUGGAGCAUGGGGCCAACGUUAACGCCUACGUCCUGACUCAUCCCACCUCAUUCCCGGCCACUGUCAUGUUCAGUAUGAAGUACCUGUCCAUGCUGAAGUAUUUGAUGGACAAUGGCUGUGAUGCCCACUCCUGUUUUAGCUGCACUUACGGCAGUGGUCCACAUCCACCCAUUCAAGAGACAUCUGAGAGGGAUGACUUGCGCUACAUUAACGAUACACGCAGGAAUACUGGGAAAGCUGUUCAGUUCUGUGAGAUAAUCUCAACUCAGGCAAUAAACCGCUGGGCAGGACCCAUCAUAGACGUACUCCUGGAUUAUGUUGGUCAUGUGAAACUCUGCUCCAGACUUACUGAACACCUAGAUAGCUUUGGGGACUGGGAAGCCAUCAAGGAGAAAGCAACGCCCCCGCGUCCACUGAUGCAGCUGUGUAGGCUGAAGAUCCGGCAGCAGGUUGGACUCCACAGACUGAGGUGCAUCAACAAACUGCCCCUCCCACCACGAGUAAUCAAGUACCUUAACCACGAAGAGCGCAAACAAGAAGAGUUUUGUGCAUUCUAGAGAGUGACAUCAUAGUCAAAACAAGAGAUGACACAGGGAAUGCAGCACAAAAUUGAUUGACAUAAUCAGUGUUUAUGGUGUGAAUAUUUUUACUGAUAUUUGAGCAGUAAUGUAGAGUACAGUUACAUUUCACAAUUAAACUUUAAGAUCAGACUUAUAUAGUAAUUUAUUAAGCUCACCCAACAGGUAGACUUACCAAAGUUGGUAACAUUUUAUUUUACUGUUGUAGACAUUUCUAGGUACUUUCUAGUAAUUACUUUUAUUUAAAUUACUAGGUAUUCACAAGUACAUGGUAAAAUGGUAAUUAUAGUAAUAUCAUAUUAAUUACUUGUUUGUUUCAGUGAGACCAACUUAAGCAACAUUUUUAAACAAAUAUUGAAAUGGGUUUGUGUCAUGUUUAGAAAAUGUACAUGUUUAAGUGUACAGUAAUUUUGGGGCGUUAUAGGACCCUGUAAGGCAAGCUUUUAUGAAUUUGUGAUAUUUUUUUGCAUAAGUUCAACCUUAGUUGAGACUUCAUAAUAUUGUUAUUGAGAAUAGUCUAUUCAAUUUCUCAAUGAAAGAUAAAUAUGAAAUAAAUACACAAAUGGAUUUUUGUCAAGGUUUGGAAAGCUGCCUAUUUGAUUGCACAGUAUUUUGGGGGAAACAUUUUACUCUUUUAGGCUACCUUAUACGUACAGUUGAAGUCAGAAGUAUACAUACACCUUAGCCAAAUACAUUUACACUCAGUUUUUCACAAUUACUGAAAUUUAAUCCUAAUUAAUCAAAAUCAAAUCAAAUCAAAUGUAUUUA
Messenger RNA from Oncorhynchus tshawytscha (Chinook salmon), 2879 nucleotides. RefSeq names its product ankyrin repeat and SOCS box protein 2. The record is from RefSeq and is a predicted model, not a curated record. Gene Ontology annotation, cellular component: ciliary inversin compartment. The transcript has 10 exons. The coding region runs from base 117 to 2090 and encodes 657 amino acids. Gene Ontology annotation, biological process: protein localization to ciliary inversin compartment; intracellular signal transduction. Lineage: Eukaryota; Metazoa; Chordata; Actinopteri; Salmoniformes; Salmonidae. Gene Ontology annotation, molecular function: protein binding.